Messenger RNA from Glycine soja, 2333 nucleotides. RefSeq names its product cell cycle checkpoint protein RAD17. Gene Ontology annotation, biological process: mitotic DNA replication checkpoint signaling; DNA repair; DNA damage checkpoint signaling. The record is from RefSeq and is a predicted model, not a curated record. The transcript has 12 exons. Bases 218 to 2032 code for a protein of 604 amino acids. Gene Ontology annotation, molecular function: chromatin binding. NCBI's taxonomy places the organism in Eukaryota, Viridiplantae, Streptophyta, Magnoliopsida, Fabales, Fabaceae.
AGAAAAAAAAGAAAAGAAAGAGAACCCGCGUAGUUUCACUUUCACAUUUUGCGCUCAAAAACCAAAACACCCCAAACCCAAAAUUCCAUGUUGGGGUUUUCGAUUUGGUUUCACGGCCAAGGCAUUACGAAUCUGACUAUUACGAAGAACUGAGCUACUAAUUUAUCCCUUUUAUGUACAACAAAUCCCUAAUUUUUUUUAGGGUUUGGUUUUGGUGAUGGCAAAGCGAAACUGCGUCGUCAUUCUGUCAUCGGAAGACGAAGAAGAAGACGGUUUCAUCGUUCGUUCGUUGAGUUCGAGUCACAGCUAUAAUACGAAGACGAAGUCGAAGUCGAAGUCCACGUCAGCAUCCUCACGUGGAAGGAAGAGGGCACGUGCUUCGGCUUCUCGCUCUCACCUCUCCAAACUGCACGAGAUAGACUUAUUUGGAGAUGACUUCAAUGAAGUGUUUACUGGGUCAAAGGUAUCCGCUGGUACUCACAGGCACUAUGCAGAGGAUCUAUGGAUUGAUAAAUACAAGCCUUGUUCACUGGAAGAGCUUGCUGUUCACAAGAAAAAGGUUGAAGAAGUUAAGACAUGGUUUGAGGAGAGGUUGAAACCUUCAAAGGGUGCCUACUGUAACAAUGUUCUUGUCAUCAGUGGGCAGGCAGGAGUCGGAAAAUCUGCGGCUAUUCAUGUAAUUGCGUCUCAUCUAGGAGCAGUGGUUUGUGGGUGGAACACACCUACACCUGUAAUUUGGCAAGAACAUCUUUAUAAUUCUGGCACAGGGACAAAAUACACAUCCAAGUUAGAUGAAUUUGAAAGUUUUGUUGAUAGAGUACGGAAAUAUGGAUUAUUGCUAACUUCCCAUACUGGGGAGUCAAAGCCUUCCGUCAUACUUUUAAUAGAUGAUCUUCCCUUGACUAAUGGGAAAUCUGCUUUUAGAAGACUUAAAGAUUGCUUGCACGUUUUGGUGAAUUCAACUCAGAUACCCACAGCAAUAUUGUUCACGGACUAUGGAAAUGCUGAUUCAGCAGAUUAUAAUGCUCGUUGUCUGGAAGAACUGAAGCUAUCUCUAGAGAGUUCUGGGGCUUGUAAGGUUGCAUUCAAUCCAAUUACAUUGAAUACUAUGAAGAAGAUACUUUUUAGAAUAUGCCAAAUGGAGCAUUGUGAUGUGACUGCUGAGUAUGUUGAUCUAAUUGCAAAAACUAGUGGAGGUGACAUCCGGCAUGCAAUUACUUCUUUACAGUUUUUCUGCUUGAAACCAUCUACCUGCUAUCGUGGAGCAUUAAAAGAGGAAAGUGAUAAACCUGUUAGAUCAGAUGAUGGAUAUUCCUUGCACUUUGGCAGAGAUGAGACAUUAUCUUUAUUUCAUGCUUUGGGUAAAUUUUUGCACAAUAAAAGGGAGAGUGGAGUUUCAACAGAAUAUGAUCAAGAUGGAUUUCUAAUGCAAGAAAGACUUUCAAGAUUACCAUUAAAAAUGGAUGUCCCUGAGAAGAUUCUUUAUCAAGCCCAUGUUCAACCUGGUCCAGUUGCUGAUUUUCUGCAUGAAAAUGUUCUGGAUUUUUUGAAUGACGAAGCAAUAGAUGAUGCAUGGACUUUGUCUUCGUAUCUGGGUGAUGCUGACAUUCUUCUUACUAAACUUCGGGGAAUGCUAAGUACUUAUAAUGAGGCAGAGAGUGUUUUACGGUCAGCUGCUGCAUCCAUAGCUGUUCGUGGGGUGUUAUUUGGAAAUUCUCAUCCACUAUCCUCCAGGUGGCAUGCAAUUCGGCGACCAAAGCUCUGGCAAGUUGAGAAAGCAUCAUUAUACAAGAAUGAGGUGGAUAGGCUCAGAAUCCCUGCCUGUAGACGGUUUAGUUCUUAUCAUAUGUCAAUUAUGACCACUGAGUACAUGCCCAUGCUUAAAUUGCUUGGAAAUGGAGCAUGGGGUGGACAUCAUGAACCAAGUCCGGAAUCAUUACUGAACUUGGAAAUGGAAGAUUUUGAUUUUGACAAAAUGGAUUUAGAUGGACAAUCUAGGGAGAUUUCUGAUGAUGACAUAGAAGAUUGGUAGGGUAUCCAAUGUGUAAAUAUGCGGUGGUUCAGUUUGCAGAUCUUCCUUUAAUGCAUAUAUUUUGUGUUGAACACUUAUCUUCCCCUCUUAUCGCUGUUAUUCAUCGAGGCUGAAGCAUUACAUAGGAAACCUUUAGUUUUUGUUAGCUCUACUUUCAAACCUUGAUGAGAUGAUGGGUUUUUGGAAACAAGUGCUUAGUGAGAGAGGAUGUGCCACUGUAAAUAUCUCUGUUACUUAAACAUAUUUUUAUGUUAAAGUAAAACAAACUUAAUAUACACACGUGAAGCACGGACAUUGUUCA